UUCUUUCUUUCUUUCUUUUUUUCCUUUUUUUUUGGAGAUUUUUUAAACAGAAACAGAUUGAUUUUAGUGUCACGUGACCUCCUUUGCAGUCCUUUUUCUUUCUUUCUUUGUUUUCCCUUUUUUUUGGAGAGAUGAUGCAUCCAAUUUAUCGUCAGACGGUCGGAGUUCUUCCAUGGAUAUAAGCGUUUCACCGUCACGCACUCAUGCACGGCCGGCAACAGUGCUACCAGGCUAUGAAGCUCACAUCUUCAUCAUAUGCAGCAGUUCCUCGAUCUAUUAUAGGUGCCGUUUUUAGUUCCCAGAUUAGUCAAUUUUUCGUGUUGUCAAAGGUCCUUCAUCUGAUUGAUCUCCAUCUUCUUUAACCCAAAACCUCGGGAAAUUUAAACAACUAGCUUUCAAUCACGGGUGAUGCCGCAUCGGGUGUUAUUCCUCUUGCUCUUCAAUGGUGGUUUAUGUAAUCCACUCAAAGAUGAUGGUGCCGUUGCCCUUCAUUUUAAUCUUUAUAACACUAUGGUAGUGAUUUUGAAAGUAUAUCCAAAAGGGAUGCUUGAGAGGAAUUUCGUAGUUCAUCCCUUAUGGCUAGUAUGCAAUUGGAGGGUAUUUGAUAAUGUCUGCUGGAGCAUAAAAAGUACAAGAAUAUUCUGAUCUGUGGAACUCAAUCCAGGCCGAAAAGUGUUCUUCGCUACCAGGCAUUUUACAAGGAUGGAGAAUGUGGAUAGGGAAAGAAAUGCUCAAUUUUUAAGGAGAUGUAUAAUUACACAAAGGAGGAAUAGACUUAGGGCAGAUCAUAUAGCACGAGAAGAAGUACCAACCAGUGAAUCAGCAAGGAAUAGCGGUAAGAAGUUAUUUAAAAAAAUUUACAGUACUUAAAAGAAAUUUAAAAACUUUUGUAUAAUGUUAUCCACAAAUAAGUAAACAAGAAAAACUGCAAUUAGGAAACAACUCAAGGUCCCGAUCCAACUCAAGUACAACAUCCCGCAGCGUGAGGCAAAGAAGAUUGUAUAACUAUGAACACCAACUCAUAACGCCAUUAGCAACUCAAAAAUUGAUUACAGAAAUAUCUCAAGCAACAAAAUUCCCUCCAACUGAUGGUAAGAUAAGCAUCUCCCACUAUGUACAACAAUUAUUAUUAUUAUUAUUUAUCACACUCAUGUAAACACUUGCGAAAACGGUUAAUGUAACAGUUCCAACUACAAGCAAUUGUCAACAAACAAACCAUAUCUUACAACAUACAACAGAAGUCGACAAUUAUCAACCACACCAAAAUGACCAAAACAGGAAAUACACUGAACCAUGGAACUUUGGUGGCCCUAAACAUACAUGCUCUGACUGUGGGGGCAAUUGUAUGGUUUGAAGAGCGUGUCAAAAAUGAUUCUAAUAAGACAAUAUCAAAGUAUGGGAUAUGCUGCCAAAAGGGAAAAAUUGUGCUGCCUUUGUUAAAAGACCAGGCAAGGAUGUUAAACUCCAUAUUUGCAUUCACCUCAAUGGGCGGAAAGGUGGAUAGCACAAUAAAUCGAGGUAGCUCACCAUAUGUAUUCAGAUUGAACGGGCAGAACCACCAUAGAAUAGGGUCAUUACUGCCUCCUGCCGGCGAGCAACCAAGAUUCACUCAGCUUUACAUUUAUGAUACACAAAAUGAAGUUGCUAACAGGAUUAGUAGUAUUGCUAGUAAUGGGGGGAAUCAGAAUUGGAUCCAAAAAUUAUCCAAGGUUUAUCAAAGAUGUUUGAUGAGCACAAUGAAUUAACAAAAUCAUUCAGAAUGGCAAGGGAAAGAUUUCAAGAAUCAGAGUUACAACCUGUUCGGCUUCGAUUAAUUGGCACAAGGGCAAAGGAUGGAAGGCAGUUUAACCUACCUACAUCGUCAGAGGUGGCUGCAUUGAUAGUGGGAACAAGUGACGAUGAAAAGGGUAAUCGUGAUGUCAUUAUUGAACACAGGAUGUAUGGUCUAAAAAGAAUUUCAGAGUUGCAUCCCAGCUUCAUGGCCAUGCAAUAUCCAUUGUUGUUCCCUUACGGUGAAGAUGGAUACCGGACAGAUAUACCCCAUGCCGACGUAGAUGAAACAACAAGGGCAAGAACAAUAGUAACACAAAGAGAGUAUUAUGCAUUCCGUUUCCAACAAAGACGCCAUGAAUCUAAAACAAGAUUCCAGUUAGGAAGGCUCAAUCAACAGUUCGAAGUGGAUGCAUUCACAUGUGUACAAGAGUCAAGGUUGGAAUGGGUUAGGACAAAUAAAUCAACAAUACGGAAGGAAGUGUUAUGGGGACUUGCUGAUGCAGUCUCAUGGGGUGACACAACACCCGCAUCUGUUGGGCAGCGCAUUGUUCUGCCUUCGUCAUUCACGGGAAGCCCGCAGUUUAUGAUUCAAAACUACCAUGAUGUUGUAGAAAUCUGUAGAUGGGCAGGACCUCCUGAUAUUAUUGUCACAUUUAUAUGCAACCCAAAGUGGCAGGAAAUUCUUGAAUUCUUAUCCAUUAUCCCUGGACAAAGACCUGAAGACCGGCCUGAUAUAAUUGCAAGAGUGUUUAAAAUAAAGCUUGAUGAGUUGAUGUUGGACCUUACAAAAAAAGGCUACUUCGGGGUAACAAAAGCAGCAAUCUAUACAAUUGAGUUUCAAAAAAGAGGCUUGCCCCAUGCACACAUAUUGUUGUUCUUGCGAGAGGAGGACAAACCGAGAACUACAGAAGACAUAGACAGAUUAAUUUGUGCAGAGCUUCCGGACCCAGAAAUUGACCAAAUUGCAUUUGCAUCAGUGUUGCAACACAUGACACAUGGUCCAUGUGGCCCGAUAAACCACAAUUCUCCAUGUAUGCAAGAUGGCCAGUGUACAAAAUAUUACCCUAAGCCAUUCACCAAUGACACAACAGUAGGGAAAGAUGGAUACCCAAACUACAGGAGAAGGGAUAAUGGAAGAACGGCAAUAAAAAAUGGCAAUGUGGUUGACAAUUCAUUCAUUGUGCCGUAUAAUGUAGACUUGCUGGUUAAAUAUCAGGCACAUAUAAAUGUCGAGUUGUGUAACAAAUACAAUUGUGAAAAGUACCUCUUCAAAUACAUGAAUAAAGGACCUGACAUGGCUCUGACAUCAGUACAACAGACCAACAUUGAUGGGAAUCCACAAGCAGCGCCCAUUAUUGUCGAGAUACAAUCCUACCUUAAGUGUAGAUAUGUCUCAGCAGCAGAAGUAUGUUGGAGAAUGUUCAAAUUUCCAGUACAGUAUAAAUACCCACCAGUUGAUAGGUUGAGCUACCAUUUACAAGAUCAACAAACUGUGGUAUUUCAAGACCACAAACCAUUAGAUGGUGUGCUCGAGCGAGUGGGAGAGGCCCGGACUAAAUUCACAUAGUGGAUGGAGAUGAACAAGACAAACCCUCAAGCACGUGCUCUGAUAUUUGACGAGUUUCCACAACAUUUCAGAUGGGUACGGGAACUUAAAAAAUGGAAAAAACGAGAGAGAGGGUUCAGCAUUGGAAGGAUUUAUUAUGCACACCCAGCCUCAGGGGAACAAUACUACUUGCGUAUGCUUCUUAACAUAGUAAGAGGACCCACUUGCUAUGCGGACAUCAGAAAGGUGAACAAUGUGAAAUAUCCGACAUUCAAAGAAGCAUGCAAUGCAUGGGGUCUGUUAGAGGGGGACAAUGAGUGGCAUGAAGCAUUAACUCAAGCUGCAACUUGGGCAACCGCAGCACAACUGAGGGACCUCUUUGUCACUCUCCUACUAUUCUGUGAAGUGUCAAAUCCAAAGGAAUUAUGGGAAGGACACUGGAAAGAUAUGUCAGAUGACAUACUUUAUAGACAACAAAGAAGGUUCAGCAACAAUAACUUACUUCUAUCAGCAACCAGACCCAAAAUUAUUGCCUCUGUGAAAUAGAGAAAAUACUCCACACUACCAACAGAUCCCUGCGAGAAUUUCCUACCAUCCCCUAUCCAGAAAUGUCUCUUAUGUAGCAAACAGACAAUCCAUUGAUCAUCGAGCAGCAGAUGUACGAUUCAAAUUUGCUACGAAUGGAAGCCUUAAACCUUGAAGAAGGACUGAAUGUGCAACAGAAAAAAGUAUAUCAGGCUAUACUACAAGCUACACACGAAAGAACUGGUGGCUUGCUUUUCGUGUACGGAAGUGGAGUAACGGGAAAGACAUACUUAUGGCGAACACUAAUAUCAAAAUUGAGGUCGAAGCACCGGAUUGUCAUAGCAGUGGCUUCAUCAGGAAUAACAGCCCUCUUACUUCCCUCGGGUAAGACGGCCCAUUCCGCUUUUUGCAUUCCAAUCCACAGACAUGAACGGUCAUGCUGCAGAAUCAACCAAGGUUCAAAUCUAGCACUAUUCAUAGCAGCUGCAACAUUGAUAAUAUGGGAUGAAGCACCAAUGGUACAUCGACACGCAUUCGAGGCAGUCGAUCGUACUUUUCGUGACAUAAUGCAAGUCAACAAUGCCGCUGCUAGGGAGCUGGUGAUCGGUGGGAAAACAGUUGUACUCGGAGGGGAUUUUAGGCAAAUUCUUCCAGUUGUGCCAAGGAAAGGAAGAGGAGAUAUUGUUGAUGCAUCCAUCAGUAAAUCGCCCACUAUAUGGUCUCAAUGUAAGGUAUUCAAAUUGACAAUCAACAUGUGGCUUCAAGGUAAUGGUGGUGACUCGGGAAAUCAGGAGUUAGCUCAAUUCAGAAACUGGGUACUAGAUUUAGGUGACGGAAAACUUCCAGCCAUGUCAAAAGAGGGGGAAGAUGAACCAAGUUGGAUUGAAAUCCCAACUGACCUACUGGUAGUAGACGAUGGUGAUAAAAAGAAGGCCAUAAUCAACGACAUUUAUCCAGAUUUGUUGAAUAGGUACUCCGACCUAAAGUAUCUCACAGAGAGAGCGAUCUUAUCCCCAAAAAAUGAAUGGGUAGAUGAAAUUAAUAACCACAUCCUGUCCAUGAUUCCUGGUGAAGGACAGGUUUACAAAAGUGCUGACAGAAUAUGCCCCCUCACAAAUAGGAGUACAAAUGACGAGGUGUUUGUAGACACCUACUUUUGUCCCCAUUCCCGAAAGGGAAGGUUCGAUGAUGAGAACAUAAAUCUCCACUUGGCAACGCAUCUCCUAUAAAAUAACGGAUCUCAGUCACCUUUUCAUUUCAGCCAAAGCUAUUAUUUAUAGAAACCUGCUAAAAAUAGUAACUGCCGUAAAAGGUAGUUGUUAAAAGUGGCAAAGUCAUAAAAGAUAGAAAACUGUCAGAAUUAGGUGUUGCACUCCAAUAUAAAUCCUAAAAGAGAUAGAAUUUGUAUUCCUGGCAUAAUUCGAAAAUAAGAGUGACGAAUUAAUUAAAUUCCUAACGAACCUAGAGUUCGUAACGGGCCCAGACGCAUUUCGUCAUAAGUUAAUACGCACUAAAAGACUCGGAUAAAUCUCAAAAGUUUUUAUUCUAAGAGUCCAAAUCUGACAAAGAACUCGGCCCAGAUCCCAUUUUCAACGCCUGGAUCUGGGCGCUGAAAUCUUCGGCGCCCAGCUCCCGAACUAUCAAUCUCUGCCCUGCGGGUGUACGUUGAGCGAUCCCCACACCAGGGAUCAGAAGGGAACCUAUGGCCGUCGUGGUCGAACAUAAUUUCACUCCCUUUAUGUCACGAUAACCGGGUUUUGUCAGUUUUUCUCAUUGUCGUUAAAAACUGAAUGGCGACUCCUAUAUUACAAGUCGAUUGGGUGUAAACUCACAGGAAAUCCAAUUACACUUGAUCUGACGACGUCACGCCCACGAGGGACGAGGUCACGCAUUAGCCUCCUGCUUUUUCGACCCCCUCACAGUGGCGACUCCGCUAAUGAUGUUAAUGAAAUACUCGUGCUCGUAGGUAAUCAAAAUAGCCGAAGGGUGAAACGAUCCUACCCCGCGUUUAUUUCCCUAUCAAGUUGGGACGACUUGAAAAUCAGCAUAUUAAUGUGAAUGGACAGAACCGCAUAACGAAUCUUGGCUCCCUUGGCAUGUUUCAUCUCGGGAGUUGGGAAUAAGGAUACCCAUCGCCACCCGGGGGGUGCAAACGCUUCGAAUGUUGUCCACUCGGCACUUUCGCUAGUAGUACACCUGUCCCAAACCCAAUCGCUCGCCCAUUAGGUCCCUCUCAUUGGUGCAUGCCCCCUUGGCUUACAUCGUUAUUGGCCUCUUGGGACGAAAUUCGCUCGUGAAUGCACUACCUCGACCGGGGCAUGUGUUGGAUCGACAAUAGAAGCGGUACCAAGCCGGCGCAAAUAUUACCCAUAGAAGCCUAUCAUAAACUACGUGGCAUAUUAUUUUGCUUCAUGUUGUAAUGUUAGCUAUGUGUAGCGAAUUAUGUGAUUGUGUUUGACAAAUAAUGCUAGAAAACCAACGACCCUAAAAAUUGCCCAAACAUUCAUAAACACUAAUUGGCCAAACAUUUAUACCAACAUACGUGUUCCGCAACCCCGGGCGAUCGCCACAAAAAUAAACGACGCCCAGGACGGCCUGUAACGGAUUCCACAACGCUGCACAACGCGUAAAGGACGUUAUUAGGCAAGCACGCAAAAUUAAGUCGUAUGUACGAAAAAAGGAUACGCGAACAGAAUACGAGUACUAGUCAGGGACGCAUUUUCAACGCCCCUGGCUGGGCGUCAAUCAUUUUCAACGCCCAAAUAUGGGCGCUGAAGUUGCUGCCUGGCCUCUUGGUCAGGCACAGCAGCCUCGGUACCCGCGCAUAAAAUAUACGUAGCAAUAAAAUAAAAUUGUAACAAAUUUGCUACGAUGACGUAUGAAAAAGGCACUCGAUUCUAAGAACGACUUAUAAAAAAAAUAACUCCUUGUGUCGUCAUUAGGCCUCCUGUGACGACAAUGUUCGGCACCAAAACCGAGCAUGCUAAUUAAAAUAACCUUGAAUGUCACACGGGCAAAUGUUUCGAAAAUCCAAAGAAUGACCAAUAGAAGAGCCAAAAGUGUACCAACAAAAGCGAGAAUAGAAAACCAAUAGAAAGAGUCAGAAGUCUAGAGUAAGUAAUGCUUAACUUUGGGCCUAAACUUUAGCUUGUCUUAUGCAUAGGGCUGGUUCUGCCACUUGGCGUCGAUCUGAAAAUCAAAGGUUAGUGCGUCUCGAAGCUAUAUCACCAACACAAGGUUUAGUAACUCCAAGCUCCAUCCGUCAUUCCCCCUCUCAAGGAUCUCCGCUUCUCCAACCUCGAUUCGCACCCUCAAACACCUCCAUGGAAGAAUUACGAGACCAAAUGGUCCAAAUGACCCAACUUAUGAACCAAUUGAAAAUGGAAAACGAAUCCUUAGCAGCUGCGCAAGCCAAAAAUGACCUCGAUAACGAGAAGAAGAUCGAAAAAAUGGUUCUGCAGCAAACCAUGGGGAGCAAGUAUUUCUCCCUUGAUCCUAAACCUUUUCCCGGCAAACUACCGGAAAAGUUCAGUUCAUCUGACUUACCAAAGUUCAAAGCCACGGACAAUCCCCGUGAUCAUCUCUUGAGCUUUGUGAAUGCCAUGAACUUGAAAGGUGUGGACAAGUCCAUGUAUUUGCCUGCCUUUCCUUUGUCCUUGGAACCUGUGCCACUCAAAUGGUACUACCACCAGGACCCUAAGCUCACUACUACAAAAUUAGGCUAUAGCAACGCCCUUUUAGACAACAGUUUUCCCGGCGUUGCUAUAUCAUAGCUAUUGCAACAGUUAAAUAAUUAUUAAUUUGAGUAGACUUUGACUUUGGAAAAACGUUGCUAUAGAAAAACUAUUGCAACACUUAUAUACUAUGACUAUUUUAUUGCAACAGUUUUUAGUUUUUUAAUAUUUUAAUGAGAUAUUGAAACGGUUUUUUUUGUUAAGCAUUUAAAACAAUUUAAAAAUUUAAAAUAAAAAUAAAAUAAGAAAUAGAUUUAUUAAAAAAAUUUCAGUAGAGCGCUUUUAUUUUUUGGUUUCCCUCCCAUUGUUUCACGUUUUUCUUCACCCAAAACCCUUUUUCUUCAGUAGGUCUCUGCGUUCUUUUUCUCUUUCGCUCUCCUCGCCGUUGUAUAUCUUCCAUCAUCGUUCGUUCCUAGAAGCGCGAUUGUGGAUUGGCGUUCGUUCAUUCCUUGAAGCGCGAUUGUAGAUUGGCGUUUCUGGCUAUUGCGGCUCUAGAAGAGAUAUUGAAAGUGGCGAAAUCCAAUUCGGAAUUGUCGAGAAGAACCACGUUAGUUUCAAGGUGGUUCCUGUGUUCAGGAAGUAUUGCAACAAGUUCUUUUGGACUGAUCGAUUUUUAGCUGUGUGUGGUUUUCAACUGAUGUACUUCCUGCCACUUCAUAUUAUAAUUUCAUAAACGCCGACGAAUUCUCUCACCGCCUUCUCCCCUUAGAGUUGUAGAGGUAAUUUCUCAAAUUUCCUAAAUCUGUUUGUUAGUUUUCGGCAACUUCAGUCUCAUCUCUUAUUAAUUUCAAACCCUAAUUUAAUUCUUUAAUUUAUCAACUUUUCCCGAUCCAUAGGUUGUGUUUGUUAUUUUCCCCAUCAGAUUGUAUGCUAACUUGUUAAAAAUUAGAUCUGAAACUAAGAGUAGGACAAUACAAUGUGAGUGAUUCUCAGCGCUACCAUUUGCAUUAUAAAACAAGGGAUCCAUUCUCCAAAGUUGUGGAUUUGAACAUCUGAAAGCUUCUCUUGUGUCUCGUGGAUCCACAUGACGCAACGCACAAGUUAGGGAAACAAAAUGGGGGCAGAGGAUGGUAGAUAGAAGGAGAAUGGUAGAUAAAAGGAUGGCAUGAAGGGCAUAUAUUGAAGUUCUUUUGGACCGAUUUGGACAAAUAAAUUAAAUACUAGAUAGAUUUUAGAUUGCUUAAACUAUUAGUUCUUUUUGGAGAUUCAUUAGUUUUCUUAGUUGAUGUUUUUAUAUUAUAACAAUGAUUUUUGUUAUUAGAAUGAUUGUUAUGGAUAUUUUAUUUUAGUAAUAAGUAAAACUUAAUUUGAAAUAAAUAUUUUCUAUUUGUAGUA
This is a messenger RNA of Spinacia oleracea (spinach), 8913 nucleotides long. RefSeq lists its product as uncharacterized. The coding region runs from base 1721 to 3340 and encodes 539 amino acids. The transcript is spliced from 10 exons. The record is from RefSeq and is a predicted model, not a curated record. NCBI's taxonomy places the organism in Eukaryota, Viridiplantae, Streptophyta, Magnoliopsida, Caryophyllales, Amaranthaceae.